This is a messenger RNA of Monodelphis domestica (gray short-tailed opossum), 2507 nucleotides long. It is a transcript of the gene CCDC175, whose product is annotated as coiled-coil domain containing 175. NCBI's taxonomy places the organism in Eukaryota, Metazoa, Chordata, Mammalia, Didelphimorphia, Didelphidae. The record is from RefSeq and is a predicted model, not a curated record.
GCCCAGACUUCUAAACAUUAGCUGACUCUUAACCUCCAAAGCCUUGGAUGACUCCAGAGUUAUGGAUAAUGAUAAACUUUGGGUUCUCUCUGUGGGCUCUUCAGUGGCUUUAGAAGUGCUAGAUAAGCUCUUUGAAGUUGAAAAAACUCUGAAAAAUGAAAAAUUUCAGUUCAACCAAGAAGCUAAGGCUAUGCUCAGGGAAGUUGCUGAAGCAGUUAAAAAACUGGAAUAUAUGAGAAAAACCACAAUUGAGCUUCUAGAAAUUGAAAGCAUAGAGAUCAACAGAUUGCGUUUUUUACUAUGGCAUCUUCCAGGAAAGAUUACCAAGGAAAUAGAAGAUGCUGUUCUUGCUGCCCGAAAAACCAAUGCAGAUGAGAUCAUUAGAUUACGUUUGGCAAUUAAAAAGAUCAUAUAUGAAAUAGAGUUAAUGACUAAAAGACUAAGCCUUCUGGAAAAAGUGUGUUCAGAUUUGAGAAAAGAUCAAGAAGAGAUUUGUGAUGAUCAUAAAUCAAAUGUAAUAUUACUCAACGCAAAAAUGAAAGAAAAAGCUGAAAAUGAUGUCCGCACACAAGAGAUAUAUGAUCAAAUAAAAGCUGAAGAAGAAGAAAUAGCCUACUAUCAAAAUGCAAUCAAAAAACUAAUGGACAGUUUGAAUGAAGAAAAGAUGGAAUUUCAGGAAAAAAAACAAAGCUUAGAACAAUUGAUUUAUGAGAUUGAAAAAGAUAAAGAAGAGGAAGUUAAACAGAACAUUUUAAAGAAGAAAGAAUUGGCUACUAUGAUGGCUAAAAUAAAAGACAUAAAGAAAGAAGUCACACGCAGAGCAGAGGUAAAAACUGAACAGGCUGUAGAGAAGGAAAAUCUGGAAGGUGGAAUGAAAAACUUACAGGAACAGUAUGAAGAAGACUUGAAGCAGCCGGAGUUUUUGAAGAAGAAAAUGCAUGAAUAUGAAGAUCGUCUUACAAAAAUAGUGGAAAUGUAUAAAGCAGAUCAAGCAGAUCUCCUUAAAAAGAUAAAACUGGCUAAUGAAAAAUUAUCAAGUGUCAAGAUACAAAAUAAUGAUCUACAUUUAAAAAAUAAACUACUUACGGACCAGUUAAAAAGUGUUCAAGUUGAAGAACGCAACUUUUAUUUAGCACAUAUCACAGCCCAAGAAAUAGUUGACAGAAUAGAAGAAACUAUCCUAGAGAAAAAAGCCUUUUUAAACAAAAGAGUAACUGACACCAAGGCCCUAGAAGAAGGGAUAGACAAUCUCCGGAACCUCUAUCUAUCAACAGUAGAAUCCUAUCGUAAACAAAUAGAUUUUAUGAAAGGAAAUUGGAUAAGAGAAAGUCAAAGGAGUGUUAUAACUCAAUGGAAAAUAUUCCAUCUUCGAAAAAAGCAUGAAGUCUGGAAAAAAGAACAAGAAUCCAAUAUCCAAGACAUUAUUUUCAGAAUUGAAGAAGUUGAAAAGAAGCGAGCUGAAAUAUAUAAGGAGAGUAUUACGUAUGAAACAACUGCCACUAAACAAGAAGAAAUGAUUGUAGAACUUUAUGAAGAAAUAAAAGAAGAAGAAAAAAUGUUUUCAAAACUUGAGGAAGAUGUAUAUGAAACAUUAAAAGUAAUGGAGGAAAAAUAUAAUAUAGAGGAAGAAAUUACCAAAGAAAAGGAAGCAGAAUUGGAAACAUAUGUCCCCAAAGUGAAAAUGAUAGAAGAAACUUAUGAAGAAAAUGUCAAAGAGUUUGAAGAACUCAAACAUCAUGUUACAGAAAAGACUCAAGAACAGCAGUCAUUGAAACAUGGCAUCACUAUGAUGAAAAAGGAAGCCAUCUUAUUUGAAACUGACAAGGGACGUCUGAAGAGCUUAUUGAAGAAAGGCCGACAAGAGGAAUAUAAAACUUUUGACACUCGUUACUCCGCUUUAAGAAUGUCAGAAAGACAAUUUUACGAAGUAGAGCAAAAAUACAAACUUUUACUUCUGGAAAACUACAGAUUAAGAAAAGCUAUUACAGACCUAAAAGUAAUAAUAGAUGAUAUGAGAGAUGAAGGAAAAAAUAUUCUUGAAAUAACAGCCCAAAAUACUAUAGACCUGGCUGAGUAUGAAGAAAAAUAUGACACGAAAUGGGAAGAACUUCUUGACUCAAUACAGAUGUUUGAUGAUGAAAAUCAGUAUACAUUGAAUGACAUGAUGAGGCUAGUAGGAAAGCUCUGUCAGAGAGAUGACAAAUUGACAGUCAUUUGUCUAUGGCUCGAAAAACACAUUGCGAAUUUGUCUUACAUAAUUGAUUAUAAGGACUCAAAAACUAGCAUCAAAAAGAAAAGUAGAAAGAAGAAAGUGUCAGUCCAAAAUAUUGUGAAAAAAAGUACUAAGAUUCAGUAAAGAUCCAAUGCACUUUUUACUACAACUGGAAAGAUUACAGGAACAAUAAUUGCAGCAUUUCUUCAAUAAAGCUAUCUAAACAGAAAACCUGUUCUAUAUUACUAUUUUAUUCUUUGUGUUAUGUCAAAAUACUGUAUUGGUGAAAAUAAAU